AUGGCCCCCAAGAUCGUCCUCAUCACCGGCGCCAACACCGGAAUCGGUUUCCAGGUCGUCCGGGCCCUCUACGACUCCACGCAAACCUACAGCAUCAUCGUCGGCGGACGAUCUCCAGCCAAAGUCCACAGCGCAAUUAGGACCAUUCAAAACGAGUUCCCAAAGUCCCAAAGCCAGCUCUCCCCCCUUCAGAUCGACCUCGAAUCCGACGACUCGAUCAAGCACGCCUACGAAGACAUCAGCGCCAAGUUUGGGAGACUCGAUGCGCUCGUCAAUAACGCAGGCGCCUGGUUCGAUGCACAAGCCAACACCACAAUGACGGAACGCCAAAUGUGGAACAAGACCUGGGACGUCAAUAUCACGGGCACGCACCUCCUCACCUCCUCCCUCAUGCCUCUCCUCCUGAAAAGCUCCGACCCUAGGCUCCUCUUCGUGACAUCUGGCGCUGCCAGACUCGCAGGCACAGACGACCUCCGUCUCGCGAUAAACCGGUCUGUGCUGGAGGGGGAUCGGGAUGCCGAUGUGGGGAGGGUGAUUAGAAGGGAGGGAGUGCAGGAGUGGUAG
This is a messenger RNA of Aspergillus udagawae, 564 nucleotides long. RefSeq names its product putative short chain dehydrogenase. Bases 1 to 564 code for a protein of 187 amino acids. Gene Ontology annotation, cellular component: intracellular anatomical structure. NCBI's taxonomy places the organism in Eukaryota, Fungi, Ascomycota, Eurotiomycetes, Eurotiales, Aspergillaceae. The record is from RefSeq and is a predicted model, not a curated record. Gene Ontology annotation, molecular function: oxidoreductase activity, acting on NAD(P)H, oxygen as acceptor. The transcript is spliced from 2 exons.